GUAAUUGUAGACGUCAUGACACAGUUACUGCGUCUAAGCAACCAGCCUCGCUGGCUUAUCUUUCAAACAACCUCUAAAUGUUCGAGUACUCAUCUUGAAAUAUGGAAGAAGCACAACAAAAUAAAAACGAAAACCAACAAUGCAGUGCCUCUCGGGAUACAGAUAUCCAAGAAAAUAAAUGCAGCAGUCCUAGGUCAGGUAAAGGUGAGAAGGAAAAUAAAAAGAAGAAUAAACCAAGAAAGAGGAAAAGAUCUGCAAAACAGAUGGAGAGAUGGAACAGAUAUAGAGAAAAUAAAUAUAGGAAUUAUGUGCACGAUGCUGUCAAUGGCCAUGCUGACCCAGCUAAAUGUGCAUCAUCAUCAUAUGUAAUGCCAUAUAUUUAUCCAUUAAUAUGGCCUGUAAUUAGGCCAGCUGACUUACCGAUUUCUCGUAGCGUCUUAUACGCAGACACUCGCUAUAAAAGGCAAGUCCCAGAUACGCAAGCUUCAGGAGUUUCGCAACACUCGAAGUCAGUUUUCUCAGUCAAUGACCCUAAGCAACAAUUUGCUGAUACGUCUGUUCGUGUGAGGGUCUCGGAUACCCCGAAAGAAGAUUUAAUCCCGAAAGCUUCUACUGCAACAACAACAACCCCAGAAAUAAUUUCCAGUUUGAGAGCAGACGCGGAAGUUUUUGUUCCUAGUAUGGCUGCAGGAUGCCUUGAACAACUUGUUCCCAACACCAACACCCCUGCUACAGAACGAGUUGGUCAUCCAGGAGAUACAAGGUGGCAGAAGGUAGAUCCACAACCAAAAGCCGACGCGGACGUGUUUGUUCCGGCUGGAGAAGCAGGACCGCUACAUGAAAUACCUAAGGUUUUUGAAACAUCAGCCGAAGUGCCUUUACCAGAAACACGUCUACGUAAUACUGAUGUUCCUGCUAAACUCAAAACCGAUCACGACAUUCACGAUGAAGACAUGUUUGGAAUACUGUCAGUCUAUGCUGACAGCGGUCUUCACAACGACUUUGAUAAGAUGGUGUGCAGCAACACAACGAAAGAAGACUUUGGUUACGUCUAUUUUUCUAUUUCAAAUCUGUAAAAUUGUAAGCAAAUGUAUAAUAAAAUUCAUUUUGUAAUU
This is a messenger RNA of Mercenaria mercenaria, 1115 nucleotides long. RefSeq lists its product as uncharacterized. The record is from RefSeq and is a predicted model, not a curated record. The transcript is spliced from 3 exons. NCBI's taxonomy places the organism in Eukaryota, Metazoa, Mollusca, Bivalvia, Venerida, Veneridae. The coding region runs from base 102 to 1076 and encodes 324 amino acids.